Messenger RNA from Populus trichocarpa (black cottonwood), 2936 nucleotides. Its product is annotated as heat shock 70 kDa protein 16. Gene Ontology annotation, cellular component: cytosol; nucleus. Gene Ontology annotation, biological process: protein folding. The transcript has 10 exons. The record is from RefSeq and is a predicted model, not a curated record. Lineage: Eukaryota; Viridiplantae; Streptophyta; Magnoliopsida; Malpighiales; Salicaceae. Gene Ontology annotation, molecular function: ATP-dependent protein folding chaperone; ATP binding. The coding region runs from base 329 to 2644 and encodes 771 amino acids.
UCUUACUUUUCUUCAUGCAAGGACAUGUUAGAAAAAUGGUAGUAUCUGGCAUAAUCGAGUGAAGCGGCGAUUUUGUCUCUCUACCAUCGCUAACUUUCUCUUCAAUUCCGCACCUCCGUUUUCAUAAUUCUCCAACUUCUCAUCACAAACACUGUCUAUUCAUAAAGUUUUUUGUACCUUUUUGUGGUGAGGCUGUAAGGGAUUUGGUGAUGAGUACUUGAGUUCAUUAAUUGAAGCAAGGAGAAGAAUAAUGUUGAUUUGAGUGAUUUCCUUGUGGGGUUAUAAUAUAAUUGUUGUUAUCAACAGUAUAGGGUGUUGGUGAACUGAAAUGAGUGUGGUUGGGUUUGAUAUUGGUAAUGAAAACUGUGUUAUUGCUGUGGUGAAACAACGGGGUGUUGAUGUCUUGUUGAAUGAUGAAUCAAAACGUGAAACCCCGGCUGUGGUAUGUUUUGGGGAGAAGCAGCGGUUCCUUGGGUCAGCAGGUGCUGCUUCUUCUGUGAUGAACCCAAAAUCGACUAUUUUUCAAGUGAAAAGACUGAUUGGCCGGAAUUUUAAGGAUCCUGAGGUUCAAAAUGAGCUAACGUUGUUACCAUUUGAAACUUCUGAAGGGAAGGAUGGAGGCAUUUUGAUUCACUUGAAAUAUUUGGGUGAGGCACGCACAUUUACCCCGGUUCAGAUACUGGCUAUGCUAUUUUCAAAUUUGAAAGAUAUAACAGAGAAAAAUUUGGAAAUUCCUGUAACAGAUUGUGUGAUCGGGGUACCAUCAUAUUUCACAGAUUUGCAGAGACGAGCAUAUUUGGAUGCUGCAACAAUUGCUGGAUUGAAGCCUCUGAGAUUGAUGCAUGACUGUGCUGCAAUUGCACUCAGUUAUGGGAUAUACAAAACAGAUUGCUCUAAAACAGGGCCAACUUAUGUUGCUUUUGUUGACAUUGGUCAUUGUGAUACUCAGGUGUCUAUUGUAUCAUUUGAGGCUGGGCAUAUGAGGAUACUGUCACAUGCUUUUGAUAGCAGUUUGGGAGGGAGGGACUUUGAUGAUGUUUUGUUUGUUUAUUUUGCAAAACAGUUCAAGGAGCUUUACAACAUAGAUGUGUACUCUAACAUGAGAGCAUCUAUUAGGCUAAGGUCAGCUUGUGAGAAGUUGAAGAAGGUUUUGAGUGCAAAUGCAGAGGCUCCUCUAAAUAUUGAGUGUUUGAUGGAUGAGAAAGAUGUCAAAGGUUUUAUCAAGAGAGAGGAAUUUGAGAGGCUUGCAUCAGGAUUACUGGAAAGAAUAAGUGUUCCUUCCAGAAAAGCUUUAGCGGAUGCAGGUUUAUCUGUAAGGAAAAUCCAUUCUGUUGAGCUUGUUGGAUCAGGAUCUAGAAUACCAGCAAUUAGUAAGUUGCUAUCUUCUCUAUAUGGGAAAGAACCCAGCCGGACACUGAAUUCAAGUGAAUGUGUGGCACGUGGAUGUGCUCUCCAGUGUGCAAUGCUUAGUCCAAUUUUUCGGGUCAGAGAAUACGAGGUUCAGGAUGCUUUUCCUUUCUCCAUUGGAUUCUCAUCAGAUGGUGCCCAAAUCUCCACUGGUUCUAAUUGCAUACUGUUUCCAAAAGGCCAACCCUUUCCAAGUACCAAAGUUUUGACAUUUCAACGGAGUAACUUGUUACAUCUGGAAGCAUUCUAUGCCAAUCUGAAUGAACUCCCUGCUGGUGUAUCUACAAAUAUGAGUUCUUUCACAAUUGGUCCUUUCCAAGCCUCCUCUAAUGAAAAGGCAAGGAUUAAAGUUAAAGUUCAACUAAACCUUCAUGGCAUUGUAACUGUUGAGUCAGCUAUGUUGGUGGAAGACCAUAUGGAUGAUUCUGCUAGAAGGGGUAACAUACAUCCACAAAUGGACAGAACAAAGAUGGAUUCUGAUUCAUCGACAAAUGUUGCAAAUAGUGAAGAUAAUACCACUGUGCAUUCUCAGUCAUCUGAUGCUACUCAGGGUAAUGGUACACUAAAAGAUAAAGCUAAUCAGAGAUUUGAGAUACCUGUUAAUGAGAACAUAUAUGGUGGAAUGACCAAGGAUGAGCUCUCAGAAGCUCAAGAGAAGGAACUUCACCUGGCCCAACAUGAUAAAGCUGUAGAACAAGCCAAAGACCAGAAGAAUGCUUUGGAGUCUUAUGUUUAUGAGAUGCGAAAUAAGCUUUUCAACACAUAUCGGAGCUUUGCUAGUGAUAUGGAGAGGGAAGGAAUUUCCAGGAGCCUACAGGAGACUGAAGAGUGGCUUUAUGAGGACGGUGAUGAUGAAACUGAAAAUGCUUAUACUGCAAAAAUGCAGGAUCUUAAGAAGUUGGUGGAUCCAGUUGAGAAUCGAUAUAAAGAUGAAGAAGCAAGAGCACAAGCAACAAGAGAUUUGUUAAAUUCCAUUGUGGAUCAUCGAAUGUCUACGGAUUCUCUCCCAACCGAGGAUAGAGGAUUGAUCACUGAUGAGUGCAAUAAAGCUGAGCAGUGGCUGAGAGAGAGAACCCAACAACAAGAUUCCUUACCUAAGAAUGCAGACCCUGUAUUAUGGUCAAGAGAUAUCAAAAGCAGGACAGAGGAUCUGAACUCCACAUGCAAGCAGAUAUUGAGAAGGAAGUCUUCCCCUGCAAAUUCAGACGAAAGUAGUAGCCUGGACCAGCAAGAAUAGGUUCGUGUUGGACCUCAGAAAAGUUCUGCAGUUUAUCCAGACUUGUAAUUCAGCCUAGUAUAUGCAAACCUAGGAUAACAAUUUUGGAUAAUGUAAACUAAACAAGGAAAGCACGCAGUAGAAUUAGGUUUGGCUUCCCACCAGUUCUCAAGGUGGCUUGAAAAUGUCACAGCAUAGGGUAGGUUGUGAAGUACCGAUGAAUAUAGGAUUCUUCAGUGUUUCAUCCAAGACUAAUGUGUGGUUAUCUGGUUAAGUAUACCCUUUGUGUAAAGUUAUGAGCUUUGCUCUAUCA